Molecule: messenger RNA, 162 nt
Organism: Zasmidium cellare ATCC 36951
Lineage: Eukaryota; Fungi; Ascomycota; Dothideomycetes; Mycosphaerellales; Mycosphaerellaceae
Exons: 1
Source: RefSeq, a predicted model, not a curated record
AAGAAGAAGAAGAAGAAGAAGAAGAAGAAGAAGAAGAAGAAGAAGAAGAAGAAGAAGAAGAAGAAGAAGAAGAAGAAGAAGAAGAAGAAGGAAGCAGGUUCUAGGCAUCAUUUCAAUAAAUACGACAUCACUCUUUUGUCCCAAAUCGACGUCCUCAAAUGA